This is a messenger RNA of Carassius carassius (crucian carp), 1789 nucleotides long. RefSeq names its product histone H1-like. Gene Ontology annotation, biological process: nucleosome assembly. Gene Ontology annotation, molecular function: structural constituent of chromatin; DNA binding. The coding region runs from base 44 to 802 and encodes 252 amino acids. NCBI's taxonomy places the organism in Eukaryota, Metazoa, Chordata, Actinopteri, Cypriniformes, Cyprinidae. The record is from RefSeq and is a predicted model, not a curated record. Gene Ontology annotation, cellular component: nucleosome. The transcript is spliced from 2 exons.
CGCGAAAAUCUGUGGAGCUGGUUAUUGAGUCUACACGGUUCUCAUGUGGCAGUUAAAUUCCGCUACGCCGCUCAGCAGCGUUUCAUUGUAUUCCGCCUAUCGACGUGCAAAACUCAGAGACAUGGCUGAAACCGCUCCAGCUGCCGCUGCCCCGCCGGCUAAAGCUCCCAAGAAGAGAUCGGCGUCUAAACCCAAGAAAACGGGCCCGAGCGUCAGGGACCUGAUCGUCAAGACUGUGUCCGCGUCCAAAGAGAGGAGUGGCGUGUCCCUCGCCGCCCUGAAGAAGGCUCUUUCUGCGGGUGGCUACGAUGUGGAGAAGAACAACUCCCGCGUCAAGCUGGCCAUCAAGAGUUUGGUGACCAAUGGAACCCUGGUCCAGACCAAAGGUACCGGCGCCUCCGGCUCCUUCAAACUCAACAAGAAGCAAACCGAAACCAAGAAGAAACCUGCUAAGAAAGCCCCCGCGAAAGCAAAGAAGCCUGCUGCCAAGAAACCCACCGUCAAGAAAUCCCCCAAAAAGGUGAAGAAACCGGCCGCCACCGCUGCAAAGAAGGCAACAAAGAGCCCCAAGAAGGCCAAGAAGCCUGCAGCUGCAAAGAAACCAACCAAGAGCCCCAAAAAAGCCAAAAAGCCUGCAGCUGCUAAGAAGCCCGCCAAGAGCCCCAAGAAGGCCAAGGCAGUCAAACCCAGAACGGCGAAGCCUAAUGCAACCAAGCCUAAAAAGGCGGCUCCCAAAAAGAAAAAGAGGAGGGGGUUUGCAAGCGUGUACGUCUGCGGACUGCAAGACAGGGGCGUAACUUGAAAGAGGCGUAAGUUGGAAGUUGUCCAAAUCACACAGAACCACGCGAGAUGUCAAAACGAUAAGUUGUUGGCAAUAUGGCCGCUUUAAACAGGGCACAAGAGUAGAAUAUCGAUUACGUUCUUAAGGAAAGCAGGCGUUUUAGCCAGGAUUUGAUGCAUGAUGUGUGAGUGGAUAUUAAUGUUAGGGGACAAUGUGAGUGAUGUUUUAGUAGGAAAACCUAUUAUGUGAUCCACACUCCGGAACAUAAGAGGGCGGUAUAAUGCACCAAUAAGCUGGAUGCCAACCGCCAAUAAACUGGAAAGAAGACGAAUGACAGAUUACUGUGAGAGACAACGGUGAGAAUAUAUUUUUUCCCCCGAAAUAAUUCUUUAAAUUGAAGUGUAUAGGUCAUUUUCAUAAAGUGGUAUCGUUUUGUGGUUAAUAGUCUAUUAAAACUAAGGUGUAAAGUCAGCAAAAUAUAACCAAAAGACGUAAAGACGCUAUCCCCGUUUCACAGACAAGUCUAGUCAAGACUAAUUGAACUAUGGCCUGAUCCUGGCUUAAUCUAAACCCUGUCUGUGACCUACAUACAGUAAUAUAGCAUAUUUGUGAUUUUGCUGUAAACACGUUUUAUAAUGCAUAACUUACAAGGGAGCUCCAUUAAGUACACAUCUCAUAAGUGGAUUUACAUAAACCAUAUACAUCUUGAAGAUUAUUACUAAAUGUCUAUUUAUCAUCUGACUGGAUAGUCUUUGAUAAGUAUUGCAGAUGAGCUCAUCUAACAGACAUGAAACAUGCAUCUGAGUGAUGUCUGUGUGAUAUUGUGUAGAAUUCACUUUUGUCAGCACUGCUUUAGAUGAGUGUAAGUGAUGUACACAAAUCUACAUACAGUAACUAAACAAAGGUUAUCUAUUUUAUUUGUCCAUUUGCAAUAUUGAUAAUUUAAGGAACAUUUGUGUUAAAUGAAAAGUGAGUUACACCAGCUAGCUCAACAUGUAAAUGCAGUAU